AUGUCUUUCCGACUCUCUAGUGGAUCCAGGCGGGUCUGCUCACAAGCUGGCUCUGGUCGACUGCCUGGUGGAGGAACAGACUUCAGGGCUGGGAAUAUGUGCGGUGGGUCAGGAGCAGGAAGCAGCUUUUCUUGUACUCUUGGGAGUGUUUCUUCUGGAGGAGGUUUCUGUAAUAGUGGUGGAGGGUUGGGAAGCGGUGUCAGCACUGGGUUUCUUGGAAAUGAACAGGGCCUCCUCUCUGGGAAUGAAAAGGUGACCAUGCAGAACCUCAAUGACCGCCUGGCAUCCUACCUCGACCACGUGCAAGCUCUGGAGGAAGUAAACACAGAACUGGAGCAGAAAAUCAAUGGCUGGUAUGAGGAAUAUGGGCCCGGUUCUUGCUGGGAACUCAAUCAUGACUAUGGUAGAUACUUGUCAGUCAUUGAAGAUCUUAAAAGGCAGAUUAUUUCUGUGACCGCCUGUAACGCCAGCGUUCUUCUACAAAAUGACAAUGCCAGACUGACCGCUGAUGACUUCAGGCUGAAAUAUGAAAAUGAGCUUGCCCUGCACCAGAGCAUUGAGGCCAACAUCAACGGUCUUCACAGAGUCAUGGAUGAGCUGACCCUUUGUACAACCGACCUGGAGAUACAGUGUGAGACACUCAGUGAUGAACUGACCUACCUCAAAAAAAGUCACGAGGAGGAAAAGAAAAUCCUGCAGUGUGCAGGUGGGGGGAAUGUGAACGUGGAGAUGAACGCAGCCCCAGGAGUGGAUCUAACCGUUCUGUUGAACAACAUGAGGGCUGAGUACGAGGAUUUGGCUCAGCAGAACCAUAAAGACGCUGAGGCCUGGUUUAACCAGAAGAGAGCUUCGCUGCAACAGCAGAUUUCUGAUGAUGCAGGAGCAGCCACAGCAGACAGAAAUGAGCUGAUGGAACUGAAACGCAGUCUGCAAACCUUGGAAAUAGAACUUCAGUCCCUCAUGGCCAUGAAACAUUCCUAUGAAUGCUCCUUGGCCGAGACGGAGGGCAAUUACUGCCUUCAGCUCCAGCAAAUCCAGGAUCAGAUUGGGACAAGGGAGGAACAACUACAACAGAUUCGAACAGAGACAGAAGGCCAGAAGCUGGAGUACGAACAGCUUCUAGAUAUCAAAAUAUUUUUAGAAAAAGAAAUUGAAACUUAUUGCAAAUUAAUAGGUGGAGAAGAAAGAAAAAGCAAAUCUACAUGCAACAAAUCGAAAGGACGCGGGCCUGUAAAUUCCAAAAGUCACAUCAAAGACUCCAAAGAAGAAAUUGUUGUCAAAACAGUGGUUGAGAAACUGGAUCAACUCAGCAAUGUCCUUUCACUGAGAGUCCACUCGGUGGAAGAAAAAUCCUCUAAAAUAAGCAACAUUACAGUAGAGCAACGAGUACCUUCCAAAGCCUCAUAA
Messenger RNA from Diceros bicornis minor, 1407 nucleotides. Its product is annotated as keratin, type I cytoskeletal 26-like. The transcript is spliced from 8 exons. The record is from RefSeq and is a predicted model, not a curated record. Bases 1 to 1407 code for a protein of 468 amino acids. Gene Ontology annotation, molecular function: structural molecule activity. Lineage: Eukaryota; Metazoa; Chordata; Mammalia; Perissodactyla; Rhinocerotidae.